This is a messenger RNA of Nematolebias whitei (Rio pearlfish), 967 nucleotides long. RefSeq names its product thymidylate synthetase (gene tyms). Gene Ontology annotation, molecular function: thymidylate synthase activity. Lineage: Eukaryota; Metazoa; Chordata; Actinopteri; Cyprinodontiformes; Rivulidae. Gene Ontology annotation, biological process: dTMP biosynthetic process. Bases 1 to 966 code for a protein of 321 amino acids. The transcript is spliced from 7 exons. Gene Ontology annotation, cellular component: cytosol; mitochondrion. The record is from RefSeq and is a predicted model, not a curated record.
AUGCCCGCCACUACAGAAAUCCACAGCGGACACACACAGAAGGAGUCCUCCUGUAAGACAGAGGACAGGCCGCUGGAGGAGAAGAAGAAGACAUUCGGGUUUCUGUGUGAUGAACGCGGAUAUCUGGACCUGGUCGAGCACAUCAUCGAGAACGGCCGCAGGAAGGGAGACCGAACCGGGACAGGAGUGGCUUCUGUGUUCGGUGCUCAAGUUAGAUACAGCCUGCGAGACCAGUUCCCCUUGCUGACGACCAAGAGAGUCUUCUGGAAAGGGAUCCUUGAAGAACUGCUGUGGUUCAUCAAGGGAUCAACAAAUGCCAAGGAGCUGUCAGAGAAAGGCGUGAGGAUCUGGGAUGCCAACGGGUCCCGAGCCUUCCUGGACCACCUGGGCUUCACGGACCGAGAGGAGGGGGACCUGGGACCCGUUUAUGGGUUUCAGUGGAGACACUUCGGUGCUGAGUACAAAGACAUGCAUACAGAUUACACAGGACAGGGUGUGGACCAGCUGCAGAAUGUUAUCGACACCAUCAAGAAAAACCCAGAGGACCGGAGGAUCAUCAUGUGCGCCUGGAACCCCAAAGACCUCCCCCUCAUGGCUCUGCCCCCCUGCCACGCUCUCUGUCAGUUCUACGUCUGUGACGGCGAGCUGUCAUGUCAGCUGUACCAGCGCUCGGCUGAUAUGGGUCUGGGGGUGCCUUUCAACGUCGCCAGCUAUGCUCUUCUCACCUACAUGAUCGCACACAUCACGGGACUCAAGCCUGGUGACUUUGUUCACACUUUAGGAGACGCGCACGUCUACAUCAACCACAUUGAACCUCUUAAAGUGCAGCUUCAGAGGGAGACUCGGGCUUUCCCUACGCUGAAGAUCAGGAGACAAGUGGAAACCAUCGACGCCUUCCAAGCAGAGGACUUUGAGAUCUGUGAUUACAACCCACACCCCUCCAUCAAGAUGCAGAUGGCGGUGUGAA